This is a messenger RNA of Mus musculus (house mouse), 930 nucleotides long. RefSeq names its product glutathione S-transferase kappa 1 (gene Gstk1). Gene Ontology annotation, molecular function: glutathione peroxidase activity; oxidoreductase activity; glutathione transferase activity. NCBI's taxonomy places the organism in Eukaryota, Metazoa, Chordata, Mammalia, Rodentia, Muridae. Gene Ontology annotation, biological process: glutathione metabolic process; response to manganese ion; epithelial cell differentiation. Bases 88 to 768 code for a protein of 226 amino acids. Gene Ontology annotation, cellular component: mitochondrion; cytoplasm; peroxisome. The transcript is spliced from 8 exons. The record is from RefSeq and is marked provisional.
GGACUACGAUUGGCUGCUUGCUCUUCAGCUACCUAAAGCUCUUCGGCAGCCCAAGGCUUCAAGUUCACUUUCUCUCACCACUGUAGAAUGGGGCCGGCGCCGCGCAUCCUGGAACUCUUCUACGACGUGCUGUCCCCGUACUCCUGGCUGGGCUUUGAGGUCCUAUGCAGAUACCAACACCUCUGGAAUAUAAAGCUGCAGUUGCGGCCCACUUUAAUCGCUGGGAUCAUGAAAGACAGCGGAAACCAACCACCUGCUAUGGUUCCCCGAAAAGGCCAGUACAUCUUCAAAGAGAUUCCUCUCCUGAAGCAGUUCUUCCAGGUUCCCCUCAACAUACCCAAGGAUUUCUUUGGUGAGACUGUGAAGAAAGGAAGUAUAAAUGCCAUGCGCUUCCUCACCACUGUAAGCAUGGAGCAACCAGAGAUGCUGGAGAAGGUGUCCAGAGAGAUAUGGAUGCGUGUAUGGUCUCGAGAUGAAGAUAUCACGGAGUAUCAGAGCAUUCUGGCUGCAGCAGUGAAGGCUGGAAUGUCCACAGCGCAAGCCCAACACUUUCUGGAGAAGAUCUCCACACAACAGGUGAAGAACAAGCUCAUUGAGAACACGGAUGCAGCCUGCAAAUAUGGGGCCUUUGGGCUACCCACCACUGUUGCCCAUGUGGAUGGUAAAACCUACAUGUUAUUUGGGUCUGACCGCUUGGAGUUGCUAGCUUACCUGCUAGGAGAGAAGUGGAUGGGCCCUGUACCCCCAACUGCGAAUGCCAGACUUUAAGACUGCCUUACAGAGUAAUCUUUGAUUUCUCCAUCUGAUGUGGCCCUGGGAGCUGGAGCAAGAGUCCACCUUUAGCUGUGCCUGCCUUUACUUCUGUGCCUCACAAGUGCCUUUUGAAAAGCCUUAAAUUCUGCAUUCCCAUAAAAUAAAGUUGAUGCCACC